AUGUCUCAUAGUUAGAGAGCACUGAAUACAGCAUGAACUAGGUUCUCAUGAGAGAGGCUUGUUUUUUUUAGAUGAUCUCUGUGGCAAAGUUUUUGUAAAGUUCCGUUUGAAAGUCCAUUUAAAUUUAUUUAAGCAACACUUUCAGUUCCGAUGUUUCAUGUCUAACGUUAGAUCUCGUCCCAAUCUCUCAGUAACUGUUUUUUUUAAGACCUUUUGACAACAAUUAAAAGGGUUAGAUCGUUAUUUUAAAACAUCAUGUCGCACAAGCGUGACAUGAACAAGCUUUUGUUAAAUGUUUUAUGUAGUAGGCUAAUUCAGAAUAUUUCAUUGUCAGAGUAGGCAAAAGUUACUCAAACAGAGUAACCAUAUGCAGAUACUGAUCCUUUCAUUAUGCAUUUACAAAGGAAUAUAAUUCCAUUACAUAAUAUACUUGUUAUUAAGAAAAUCAGCAUUGCAAACUCACAAGCAUGAUGUCAUCUGCCUUUCAGGGAUUUUCCAGCUCCUUGAUCAGUCAUGAGAUUUAUUCCACUCCUGAUCAACCUCUUCAGGGUUGUGCAGAAGACAAUAGUAAAGUCUGACAAAGCCUUGCUGUCAACUAGUAGCUGUUGUCUUCUCUGAGGACUAAUCGUUUUUUUAAGAUCAAAUUGCUUUUCACAAAGCGGACAUUGCAUGCAUAAUUUAAUCAGUUGCCCUCGAUUUCAGAAGUUGAGGAAAUUGAUUAGCAUGGUGUUGAGUUGCCUUCGUCUAUUCAGUGGCUGGACGGAACAUCUGAACAUCUUUGUUCAAAGCCUUGUUUGCUAUUAUUAAUACGAAAAAAAAAAAAAUUUUGCCACUCGACAUGCCAAGCGUGAGGGUUUCAGAUUAGCUCUCAAUGUUCUCUUCUAUAGCUGUCUCUAAAAGGAUCCUUUCUGGCCAUGCGUGGUUAAAAAAAAGCAGUACCUAAUAGUGAAUCACAGAAAAACAUUUUACAAGAAACUCAGCCCAGUUAAACCUGUCUGUGAAUGAAAGAUGCAAGCGUUUAAUCUCAGUAGAUUAACCUUGAUAGUGUAGUGGCAGGCAGUGAUUGGAGAAAUAUCUGUCAUAGUGUACUGUGAUGUCACCGUGUGAUUAAAAAAUGGCUUGUUGUCGAUGUCUCCGACUCUCAUGGAAAGACAGUUAGGCUUCCCUGCCCUUGUUUAGAGUUCACACUUAUCAAGCAAAGCUCUGUGUGGCGUACAAACACCAGAAAGAGCAGGAGGGUGGGCUGUCAUUGUUAUAUAUGUGAACAGAGGGAAUGUUUGUGUUUUCUUCUCUGUGAAAAAGCAAUGUUUAGGAGCUCAUGUGGAAUCCUCUGUAACCAGAGAUGCUGUUUCCUGGGUGUGUUAACUGAAAAAAAGCAUUGAGCUAGCAACGCCGGAGUCAUGGGUUCAAUUCCAGGCAGUACACAUAAUGUAUACCUUUACCUUAAGUACAUUGUAAAUUAUUUAGUAAAUUACCAAAGAAGUGUAUAUUUGAGGGUGCGUGUUAUGUUUGCAGUAUAUGUAGGCAAUGUAUUCAUUCAAUUAGCUCCCGAAACCAUUGUACAAUAAACAAUUUUGUAAAAUUGUCUCACGUCAAAGAAUACAGUAUACUGUGGAGUAACCGCUGUCAGUAAUGGAAACAUCACAGGUUCAAUGUUUCCAUUUCCAAAAGUGCUUAUUUCAUUAUCAGACCUGCAAUACAUUUGGUCUCAAUGUGAUAAUGGGAGGUACUGAAACUUUAAUGAACCGCAUGGGUGCUUUCAGAUAUCUGUCAUGCUCUCUAAGCACGGUUAAUUAUUCAGAAUUCUUUUUUUUAGGCAGUAAUGUCAGAGUUCACUCUGAGUUCUCGAGAACCGAACUGGAUAAACAUUUAUCGCCUAUCUGCAACAUUCCUUUUACGAUUCUUGUAUGUAAAAAGAUUACUUCACAGCUGCUGUGAAAGAGCGGAUUGCCUUGGUUCUACAGUUUUUUCUCCCAUCAAGGCUGAUAUUGCGGGUAACAUAACUAAAAUCAAGGCCGUGUAUGACAGUAAUCCCGGCAGAUUUAAAACCCUGCACAACAUUUUGGAAGCAGAAAAAGAGAUGCAUGGAGCCGAAUGGCCAAAAGUGGGAGCAACACUUGCCCUCAUGUGGUUGAAAAGGGGGUUACGCUUUAUCCAGGUUCUUCUGCAAAGCCUAGUGGAUGGAGAAAAGGAUGAAAACAAUCCUAAUCUCAUCAGAGUCAAUGUCACCAAAGCCUAUGAGAUUGCCUUGAAGAAAUAUCAUGGCUGGUUUGUUCAGAAGCUCUUCAAAGCAGCACUGUAUGCCGCUCCGUACAGAUCAGAUUUUCUCAAAGCGCUGUCUAAAGGACGAGAGGUUAAGGAUGAAGAAUGCUUGGAUAAAGUACGGCUGUUCUUAGUAAACUUCACAGCUACUAUUGACGCCGUCUAUGAAAUGUACACCAAGCUGAACGCAGAGCUGGACUACACUGUGUGAUCCGAAUUCGAACUUGAAACCUUCUGCUGUCCCAGAGGAUCGCUGUUGCCUCCCAAUAGACAGGCCUCUUCACUGCACCGUUCUUUCUUUCUACUGGAUCUCUGUUAUUGAUGCUUUCUCUUGGGGGCCAAUUAUGAUCCGAGCUGCUGAAGACUCUUGUGAUAUCUAAAGGGAAAAUUUGUUUUGCCUGUUGUUUGCCUUGAGCUGUUGGUGGUGUGAAUGUGUUUGCUUCCUUCAAAAAGUUGUGUUCUUCAAAACGAUGGGUUUUAAUCACUAUCACUAAUUAGAUUUCUUCAUUUUUAGUACACAUGCACUUCGAGGAGAUGUGUAUGAGAUGUUUUUCUAUUUCUUUGUUUAAUCAAAUAGCAGACUAAAAAUUAGGGUUUUACCAAAACCAGUCUGCAGAUUUAAUAACCAAAUAUCUGAUGUGAUAUUGUUUACUUUGGAUGUAUUUUAUGAAAAAAAAAUACUUGAAUGUGACCUGCUGUUGAACAUGAAAUGUAGAGAAACUACUUCAGAAGUGAUCGCAAAGGCACUCAAUUGAGUGGUGAUUUAUAUUUCAUAAAUCUCUCUCUCGCUCUCUCUCUCUAUAUAUAUAUAUAUAUUUCCUUUCAUAUACAUUUUACAAGAUAUUUUAUGAUGGCACAGUGACUGAACAUGUAAUUGGAGUAUUGUUAGGUUGUAAUAUUUCACUUGUCAUUCCCAAAUUCUGAAAUAUUAAAUUCAUUUAUUUAUGCUAAAUUUAUGUGUUAAUUUAUUGAAAUGUUUUUUAUUCUAGUUGCAUUUUGCUUCUGACAUGGCGUUUUCUGACAUUACAGGCUUCUCAUUUUUGUUGUACUUCACCACUUUUGUUUGACCCGAGUCGGCAAGCAAACAUGGACAAACUGUUUUGUUUCCCACAUCUUAAACGUGUAAAUUGACUGUUGUUAUGUGUAGUCUCUUUAAAAUCUAAUAAAAGUCAUGUUCUU
This is a messenger RNA of Triplophysa rosa, 3441 nucleotides long. It is a transcript of the gene gltpa, whose product is annotated as glycolipid transfer protein a. The transcript has 5 exons. Gene Ontology annotation, cellular component: cytoplasm; cytosol; membrane. The record is from RefSeq and is a predicted model, not a curated record. NCBI's taxonomy places the organism in Eukaryota, Metazoa, Chordata, Actinopteri, Cypriniformes, Nemacheilidae. Gene Ontology annotation, molecular function: ceramide 1-phosphate binding; ceramide 1-phosphate transfer activity. Gene Ontology annotation, biological process: ceramide transport; intermembrane lipid transfer. Bases 1823 to 2473 code for a protein of 216 amino acids.